AUGUAACAAACUCAUUAAUUACUUGAUUCAAUUGAGAGAAAAGUAUCGAAUUGUGUCAUAAGAGAUUAACAAUAUGAAAAAUUGCUUUUUAGUGGCAGACCUUCACAUAUUGAGAAUACAGUUGAUAGAUAAUAAAAAUAAUUAGGAGAUUCAAAAAUUACAUUGCUUGAUCAUCAUUACUAAAAGAAAUUUGAAAAGAUGGGGUAAAGAUUAGAGAAUUUAGAAAAAGAAAAAGAAGUCAAAAUAUAAAUUACAAGAGAAUAAUAAACGAGUGAUUUUGAAUAAGAAGAAGCUCGAAGUGUAAAUUUAAUAAUAAACAAGAUUAGUUAGUGAAUUUAAAUAGAACCAUAAAAUUAUACUAAUAACAAAUUUCUUAGUUAUAAGAAUAAAUGAAAAGAAUGCAAAUGAAUUAUUAGAAAUAAAUUCAAGAUCUUCAAAUAUAAUUAAGAAAAUAUUAACUUUGA
Messenger RNA from Paramecium primaurelia, 464 nucleotides. Lineage: Eukaryota; Ciliophora; Oligohymenophorea; Peniculida; Parameciidae. The record is from the annotation of a GenBank genome assembly.